Messenger RNA from Procambarus clarkii (red swamp crayfish), 1276 nucleotides. NCBI's taxonomy places the organism in Eukaryota, Metazoa, Arthropoda, Malacostraca, Decapoda, Cambaridae. The record is from RefSeq and is a predicted model, not a curated record.
AUGAUAUAUGAUAACUUGAAAUCGUUUCAGAUAUGAAACGAGGGCUGGUAAGAACUACCAUUUCUCAUGGUGAGUGAAUACUAAUACGUACAGCUGGGAUCAAGCCAACUCUUACUGCUAGUCUUUUGGCAGAGGCUUCCAGCUAGACUCAAAGAUAAGGAUGACUUCAGUGUUACAGCCAGAGGCAUAUGGCCACUGCCUUUUGAACGAAAGGCGGUGGAGUUUCUGAUGGGGAAGGAAGAGACAUUUGCGCAUCGCGUUCCGCAAGGCGCGGUACGGCCAGCCUGGGUGGCAUAAAAAGCGCGAGAAGUCAGGUCUCGCUCACCAUCUGGUCACCAUUUGGUCCGGGAGACAUCUCCCGUCACGCAGGGUGCAGUCGCGCCUCCACAGAUCUCCAGUAUCAGCUCUUUAUACUGGUAAUGGCUCAAAAGGGCCACCACUUACGGGCUAUUCAUGCCCGUGCCACCUCUUGGGUGGCUUAAUCUUCAUCAAUCAAUCAUCAGGUCUCGCUCUCACUCCCUCUCCCGACCCGGUCCACGAUCCAUGAAGCGGCUCCACGCUCAGCACCACGCCUCAUCGACACGUGGGCCAGUAUCCUUACCGCUUCUCAGUUCUGCUUUGCUGUGUUCACGAGAUUUCUCAAGCAAAUGGACUCCAUCCCCGCUACUAUGGUCCCAGAUCUGAUGUUCUCUGAUCCUUUGGGGCUUUCCACAUCCCAGGCCGGUACCGCAGGGGCCCCCCUGCCCUACCCAGCAAACCCUAAGUGGCGAGAAGCCGGAUCACCCAGCAACUGCAACACGGAAGAGGGCUCGGGCGGCGUCGUGCGAGGACAACAGCGCAGUGGUGUGAGGACGCAGCCGGCCUGGGCCAGGACGAACCCCUCCCGCUUCGCCUCCCCCUCCUCGGGGGCCUCCUCGGGCGGCUCUGAUGUGGACGGCGACCACACUUCCCAGAGGCCCCCUGCUGGCAAAGCGGCGGGUGGCACAGCGUCGCAGCCUCCACCCCUUUCGGCCGACGCUGCAGGCGCCCAUCGCGCAGGCUCGGGGGCCCUCUCAUGUCACAAGCCUUCUGGGCAUGGGAACUACCGAGGUCGACCCUGCCGCGGCUGCUACAGCCGCCCUGCCCCCCACCUUCACCGACUGUCGCCCACGGGCCAGGGCCAGGGGGCAUAAGUCGAGGCGACGUGCGAGCUCCUCCAGUCUGUCCUCCUUCCUUCCUUCCUAGUUCGGUAGCGUAGUUGCUCUACCACCCUGAGGUUUCCCUCGCGGCCAGCGGG